Messenger RNA from Brenthis ino (lesser marbled fritillary), 1107 nucleotides. Lineage: Eukaryota; Metazoa; Arthropoda; Insecta; Lepidoptera; Nymphalidae. The record is from the annotation of a GenBank genome assembly.
AUGUACACUGUAACGGGAGCUAAUUUAUUUGGUCAAUGGUUCUCUUCGUCAGAAGAUGUUAGCGUAUUUGAAAAAUUUGAACCUAUAUCUCUUGACAAUGAACAUAAUUUCGAUUUAAAAAGAGCAAAAUUUAUUACUAGUUGCUGGGCUUAUAAUAUAUUUGAAAUUGAUGACACUUUUUUUAUUGUGGGAGCCUGGAACGGAAAAGAUAAUCAGCUUAUUCGAGCACCGAAACUUGACGAGCAGAAACAUAAUUCCAAACAUUCCAAUUUUCUAAUUGCGGGCAAUGACUACAUUUUGGUUUUUGUAGAGAAAAUAACAAGAUCUGUUUGGUUUUAUGAUUUAGAAUCAGCAGAUUAUAAGAAAGUUAAUUUUAUAGAGGAACCUAUAGAAGAAAAUGCUGUAAAAAAAUUAAGAGCAACUGAUGAUAUUAUAAAAGUGGCAGUCACAAAUAAUACCUUUAUCUAUUUAUCUUCUGAGGGCAAUGUCUAUACAGGACAGUUACCCAGUUACUUAGAUACUACUCACUGUGUAGGAAAAGUAUGUGAUGUUGAAUGUGGUUAUGAACACUAUAUGUUGAUCACUGAUGAAGGCAGAGUAUACACUUGGGGGAAUGGAAGGAGACUACAACUUGGUCAUGGUGACUUAACCAAUAUGGAUGAGCCAACUGAAGUGGAGGCUUUAUCUGGAAUUAGAAUUGUAAAAAUUAAAGCAGGAGGUUGGCAUUCUCUAGCAUUGAGUGAACAUGGUGACUUAUAUGCUUGGGGUUGGAAUGAUACUGGCCAGUUAGGCAUGAAUGUAAAUAAAAAUAAUGAGGAAGAUGUAGCUCAGAAAAAUUAUACUAUACCUACAUUGGUUGAUAUUUAUGAUGAAAAUGGUGUAGAGGUUGAGCUCAAUAUAAAAGAUAUAGCUGGUGGUUCAAGGCAUUCAGCUUUGUUACUUGAAGAUAAUACUGUUUGGACAACUGGAUGUAAUAAAUAUGGACAAUUAGGGUUUUCUCCUCAAGAAUUUGAAAAAUUAGAUUAUUUUAAGAAAUCUUUUUGCAAUCCUAAUAUUAACCGUCUGUUUGCGGGCCCGUGGAAUACAAUUGUAGAAAUAAAACACAUA